Glarea lozoyensis ATCC 20868 is the source of this 2994-nucleotide messenger RNA. RefSeq lists its product as uncharacterized. Gene Ontology annotation, molecular function: cytoskeletal regulatory protein binding. The coding region runs from base 1 to 2994 and encodes 997 amino acids. Gene Ontology annotation, biological process: establishment of cell polarity. Gene Ontology annotation, cellular component: cytoplasm; cell tip. Lineage: Eukaryota; Fungi; Ascomycota; Leotiomycetes; Helotiales; Helotiaceae. The transcript is spliced from 2 exons. The record is from RefSeq and is a predicted model, not a curated record.
AUGCAGGCACCACAAACCUCGCAAAGAUCGAUGCAGCGGCGGUCACCAGCCGCAGACCCAGGACCUCCUCCAAAUAUGCCACCGCGGUCGAUAUCUCCGUCCCAACAGCGGGCAUCAUCAUCCUCGAAGGCUUUGCCAAACGGCAGUGGUAGUGGGAGAAGACCAAACCCAGGCGGACCUGUCCAGAGCACGUCGAAUGCUCCCCAGCUCUCCCAAAUCGAAAAGAGUGUAACCCAUCUUCUGGUCGCCACAAAGCAACUGCUCGAGACCCUGACACAAUGGUCACGGCACCAGGCAACUGAUGCGCAGGUAUCAGACGUUUAUGUGCGGCUAGGAUAUGAAUUCAACAUUGCCUGUAGAGCUUUCACUGCAAUCAACGUAGACACAAGCGAUUUAGGAAACGUUCCAGAACUCCUGCGCCAUAUACUGGAGUCCACCUUAAGCCAGGAAGCAAGUGUUGAGAGUCUGGAGAAGUACUUGCCGCGAAUUAGGGACAUUAUAAUAAAUCUGUUGCAUGGACUAAAAAGGAAGCAACAGAAACUGCGUCAGAAGCAGUCAACGAGAGAUGGGCUCAGCCAGUCCGAGCCUUCUGUACCCCGAACGAGCAGUGUGGGCAGUGUAGGAAGUGCGAAUACUGGUCUUACAAACAUGCUGGAUCAGGGGAUCUCAAAUGGGUAUCAAGGCGAUGGUGCGGCAAAUAGUCGAGAUAGCAUUUCAAACGACGCGAGCGUCCCACCUAGAAUGUCAUCGCAAGCUUCCGGUCGAAGAGGGCUUCCUGGACGCGAUGUUUCGAGGAACUCUGUAGCUUCAGACCAGUCUACUUUGUCCAGCACAACAAUGCAAAACAUGCCAGUCUUACCACCAUACCCCGGAGACGACGUCCAACAACCACCAGGUAUGGACGUGAACGACUUUCCGCCUCCUCCACCUCCGCCAAAGACUCAAAAUGCCUUGGCUGCGCUGCAAAGAGGCGGCGAGCUCGAAAGAAGGGCCUCUAGACGUUACUCUGCAUAUCAGAUAUCAAAACACCUCGGCGCCUCGCCCGGCGGCUUACCUAUGAUGCCGCAAAAUUCUCCAAUUCCUAACAGGGGACGUAAUGAUGCUAGGGAAUCGAUGAAGGCCGUACAAAAUCGCGGAGAUCAGCGGCAUAGCAGAAAUCCGUCAACCCGUUUGCAAACUGAUGCAUCACCCACCCGAAUCCCAAGUCGGAUUUCUGAAGCAUCUGAGAAAUCGGAUUUCUCGCCACCUAGUGCAAUCGCAAACGAUGUCAGCCCAGUUGCUAAAACACCCGAAAACAUGGUUAGACAACCAAUUGUCGAUUUCGAUGAGAAUGUGCCGAGUGCGACCUUAAAUGGCCCUCUGAAAGAUCCAUUGCCUGUGCUUACCCCUCCCCCAACCACACUUCUUCCCGAGACACCUAAGCAACAAACGGUCGUUCAGGAGAAGGAGGUCGCGUCAUACUCUACAGAACAGAGUAACUUCACACCGGAACCAUCACCCCCGCCGGGAAAUGAGCUGACAUUAUUCUUACAAUACAAAACAAAGGUUAAGAAAUUCGUCCUAGCCGAGGGUUAUAACGAUUUGUCACUUGCCAGACUACAACUAGGAUUUAUAGACAAGUUCGCCUGGAAUACUCAUAAUAAUGGUGUCGAUUUUCCGGAGAUAUACAUUCAAGAUCCUGUCUCGGGUGUCCGUCAUGAGCUCGAAGAUCUUAGUGAUAUCAAGGAUCGCUCGGUAUUAGUUUUGAAUAUCGAAGUCCUAGAUGAAGUAAAACGUCACAUCGAUGAAGGGCUGGGGGGGAUCAAAAAAAGUGUUGAAAGCGUCCGCACUACACUUCAGGACCAACAAGCUGCCAUUCAACUUGUCUCAGACCGCCAACAAGAUACCGCAAAAGAGGUAGCUCGAAUUGCCACAGUGCCGCCGGCCUCUUUCCGUGCGGCGUCCAGCGAUAAUCAACGAGUGAACCCAUCACCGAUGAGCCCAUCGAAGGUUACUACCCAAGCACAAAUGAGUGAACUCCAGGGUCUCCGGCGAGAUUUGGCUAUCAUUAAACAGACCUACUCUGCAUGGCAAUCUGACAUUCAAAGCUCGAUGUCCUUGAUUCGCUCAAAAGCUGAUUCGGUCAAAAACGUUGCCAUCAAAGCAGCAAUACCCGAUAUCAGUGGUGGAUCCGGUCGAUCUUAUGUUAAUUCUGGAAAGAAAACUCUCAAUGACGAUUCCGACAAGCUUGUCAGUCAAGUUGAUGACCUCCAGGAUAUCGUGGAAGAUUUACGCAAGGAUGUGGUAAUGCGCGGUGUUCGUCCUCGGCCACGACUUCUUGAGACGGUUGCGAAAGAUAUCGCUCAAGCCACCCAGGACCUCAACAAAAUGCAAAACUUCCUCAAACGCGAAGCUCCCAUUUGGCAAAAGAUUUGGGAACAAGAGCUUGAGACUGUCUGUACGGAUCGUGAAUUAGUGACCAUGCAGGAAGAUCUCGCAGCGGAUCUUCAAGACGACCUCUUGAAGGCUCAACAAACGUUUGCGCUUGUUGAGGAGGCCACCAAGGAACAGAUGAAGGAUGCUCCUCAGGGCGGUUCAAUAGCGCCACGAGUGCUGUCAAAGGGGUUAAAUCAUGUAAUAACAGCUGAUCCUGCUGCCGCGAAAGAGGGCGUCCUAGGCGAAGUGCGUGCUUUGCAACCGAAUCACGAGAAUCGCCUCGAGGCUAUCGAACGAGCAGAGAAGCUCCGGCAGAAGGAGCUCGAAAGUCGGCGAGGUGGCGAGUUUCAGAAGGAAUUGGGGACCUUUGUUGAAGAAGGACGGUUGAAGAAGUCAGGCGGGUUCGAGGAAGUCGAACGGGCUAGGAAAGCAAAGGACGAAAAGAAUAGGCGGGAGGUGUGGGAGAGGCAGAAUGGCAUGACUACCGCCGAUGCGGACAACUUCAUUGAGGAGCUCGCAGCUGAUGAGGAAGAUGAUAUGUUGAAAAGCGAGCAGGAUGAGACUGUACAAGACAUUUGA